GGCACUCUAGGAGUACGCUUAGGCAAGUUAAGCGCUCUUCGCCGGUAAAGAGUCUUACAUCAAGAGCGCUCUGAAGAGUACUAUAGCUCGAUCACUGAUUUAUUUAUAUAGUUAGUCAGUUUGUUUAUUGAAUCGCGGGAUCGAAUUCGAAAGGAAUUUGUAGAGAAAGAACGCGACGGACACUUGUAGUUUACAAUUGUUUUUUCGGUGUAUGAUGGCUUCGAGUGAUUAAUGUGGCUGUUCGAAGGAGUUCGGGAAGUUUUGUGAUUUUUCCAAUUUUUGGAACUCGGUCGACAGUUUUUUGUAGUGGGCCCUGGAGUCCAUGUCUGCAGGUGGCUACGGGGAAGGUCCCGUAGCAACGCCGGACCGUACCGACCUGCACGGCCUCCUGCCCGAGCUCAAUGGCGUCGAGUUGGCGAUGAGCCUCAGUCCCAAACACCAUCAUCAGGGAAGUCACCAGGUCCUGAGCCAUCUGCAACAGCUACACCAUUCGACUCCUUUCAGUGUCACAGAUAUCUUAAGUCCCAUCGAAGAAAGUUAUAGAAAGUUGGAGUUGGCUACGAAUCCUCCGUCGCCUUAUAGAUCGACAUCAAGUGGCAGUAGCAUUAAUUCUCCAGGUGCCGGUGGUGGCGCUCUGAGUUCAAGUGGUUGCAGUAUGAACGGAGGUUACCCUGUGAUGGGGCAGUUUGGCGGAGGCCAGUACUGCCCUGUAUCGGAAAAUUUGGGGCUGGGCUCUCACUACUCCUCGGGAUGGUACCAGACUUCUGCGGCCGAUCCCAGAUUUGCAAUAUCAAGAUUGAUGGGCACAACAGCUGCAUCAGCAAACAUGGGUCACGGCCUGAACGCAGGCAUGCCGGGAUUGGGCGCCUGCGCGGUGACGGAUUCUAAACCCAUGCAGUUCCCCCUUGCACAGAGGCGAAAGAGGCGUGUCCUCUUCACGCAGGCACAGGUGUACGAGUUGGAGAGGAGGUUCAAGCAACAAAAGUAUCUGUCUGCUCCCGAAAGGGAACAUUUGGCGUCUUUGAUACAUCUCACUCCAACACAGGUGAAAAUAUGGUUCCAGAACCACAGGUACAAGUGCAAACGACAGGCCAAAGAAAAGGCGAUGGCUGAACAAAACCAACACAACCAGUCAUCCAGUUCCCCAAGAAGAGUGGCUGUCCCUGUACUGGUAAAAGACGGCAAACCAUGCUCUGGUGGAUCUGGCAGCAACCAGACAUCCUCAUCGUCAGUUGUCGACACUAGCAGAACACAGCAGUCCCCAGCAUGUCAGAGCCAACAGCAGGCUCAGUGCAUGGCGAAUAGCAGCUUAUCCAUGGCCUACAGACAGCAAGGCAACUACCAGCAGCAGUGCGGUGGUACAUAUUUGCCGUUACAGACUAGAGCCUGGUAGUGACACGAGCAGUUUGGAAUAGUUUACAGUAGUGAUGAUGUGUGACGAGUAGUGCUUUAGACGGACAUUAGUCGGACAUAAUAGAGAUGUGCAUGAAGUUGGUUGACGAUUGGAAUUUUGAUGAAGUUUGGACUGCUCGCUACUUCACACGUCAAAAAGAAGUAUUCGAAGACCUCUGAAAUUUUGCCAUUGGUACUGGCACUGAAUUAUAACAGUUCUCUGCUUUUUGAAGAUAUAAAUCAGAGGUUUCUUGAAAAAUUUUCACUGGGAAAAGUGUAGAAAACACUCCCAUUAGAUCAACUCGACUGAAAAAUGUUCAAAUAAAAAAAGGAAAUGUUAUGAGUUCGGAAAAAUCUGAGAUUAAUAGUGCAAUGAUUAGAAGAUAUGUUUUUUCUCAUUGUAGUGAAUUAAUGAUAUGUAAUAUAAUUUUCUUCCAGUGAAUGUAGAUUUUUAUCGUUUUGUACAAAUUUCUUGAGUGUAUAUAAUAUUUAGCGUCUUGGGUAUUCGAUCGAAUAUUUCAAUAAGGAUAUCGAUUUCAAUUUCAAAGAAUCUCUCACAAUGUACAUAAUAUUAGUAUAUAAUGUUGCACAAUAUUAUAACAUGUGUGUUUAUAAAUAAAAUCGAAUAAAAACUCAAUUCAAAUUCAAUAAGAAUCUUGUUAUUACUACCAACCUUCUUGAUUUGAUCAAAACUAGGUCUAUAACCUGCCAGUAUAUCUAACGGCUAUGUAAAUCUUUCAGCAUCAUUGAUCAGCUGACUUACUUGGUUUGCUUUCAAUCUAAUCGGAUUAGUAACUGUUUUUCACAUUAUUGGGAAAAAAUCAUUC
Molecule: messenger RNA, 2219 nt
Organism: Harmonia axyridis
Lineage: Eukaryota; Metazoa; Arthropoda; Insecta; Coleoptera; Coccinellidae
Gene: scro
Product: homeobox protein Nkx-2.1
Exons: 7
Coding region: 323-1393 (356 amino acids)
Biological process (GO): cell differentiation; regulation of transcription by RNA polymerase II
Cellular component (GO): nucleus
Molecular function (GO): DNA-binding transcription factor activity, RNA polymerase II-specific; RNA polymerase II cis-regulatory region sequence-specific DNA binding
Source: RefSeq, a predicted model, not a curated record